This is a messenger RNA of Filobasidium floriforme, 3946 nucleotides long. RefSeq lists its product as uncharacterized. Gene Ontology annotation, biological process: cytoplasmic microtubule organization. The transcript has 9 exons. The record is from RefSeq and is a predicted model, not a curated record. NCBI's taxonomy places the organism in Eukaryota, Fungi, Basidiomycota, Tremellomycetes, Filobasidiales, Filobasidiaceae. Gene Ontology annotation, cellular component: nucleus; cytoplasm; microtubule plus-end. Gene Ontology annotation, molecular function: microtubule plus-end binding. The coding region runs from base 158 to 3733 and encodes 1191 amino acids.
CGUACCCUUACACAGCACACUACAGUUCAACUCCAGCAGAUACCGACAUCAAGCAUACCGAGCCGACUUCAGCUCGUGUGGAGAACAGCACAAUACGGGGUUCAAGCCUCAUCGCGCAUCGAUCUCGCACCCUAUCGACCUAGAAAUACCUUGACGCAUGUCUGCCAUACCGACACCCAAACGGCUAUCUUUCGGUGGUGGCGGAGCCAAUGCAGGGACACCGACUGCAAAGGGAAGAAGAGUGCUAGAUGAUCCUGAAGCCGGAGCUGCUUUUCAGGAUGUGAUGCGAUCGAGGCCACCAUCGAGCUUGUCGCAUUCCGUUCGACCGCCAUCGCGCUUGGAUCAGAGCCAGACUGCAGAUCUAGCUCAGAGUACAAGCUCAUUACCUGUUGGACCUACAAAGACACCGGCCGGAGCAGAGGGAUUCAUCAGCAAGUAUGGAAAUGUCAGUCUUGGCAUGGGCAGUCCGGAUACAGCAAGCCCGAGGACACCUGUUCCGGCUAGUCGUCGAGCCCCAUCGGCAUACCUGAGGCAAUCUGUACUGUCUUCCGCGAACAAUGCUACACCGUCUCGAGCAGCAAGCUCUUCAUUUCGAACCCCUACAGCCAAACCCCGAUCUUCACUCAGCGCCCAAACUGCCCCUAUGGCACGUACAGCGUCCACGAGCCGGCCGACCACCCCGACAACCGAAUCCAGGAGACGUGCUAUGCCUCCACCCAAACGUGAAGAGUUUCGAGCAUCGGUUGGCGAUCACGUCUGUAUAGCGUCUUUGGGAAAUUUUGAAGGAAGAGUCAGGUAUAUCGGACCGAUUGAAGGCAAGGUCGGGACGUUUGCCGGGAUCGAGCUGGACGCAGGGUUUGCCGGCAAGGGCAAGAACGAUGGAUCGGUUGCCGGUCAGCAGUAUUUCUCGUGUCCACCAAAUUGCGGAGUAUUCUCGUCGGUAGAAAAGCUGUCACGGGUACAGGUCCGAGCACCGUCCGUCGCCUCGUCUGUCAGGUCGAACAGUACUGCGGGACGAGCGACUCCAGCCCUGCCAUCCGGAAGGGCUACACCUUCUGGAAGAGCUACACCCGCGCUAUCCAUCGCAUCCGGCGCUUCUGGUCGAGAAACACCCUUCAUUCAAGAGGAUUCUGAGCCGGAAUCGGAUCAUCAUCAUAAUGGUAUGCCGCCUCCGGCUCUGGUCAAGUCUACCCGGGUCAACCAAUUGUCACGCCCCGCCGGAGACAAUGCGAUGACUCCGAGAAGUCUCAAAGCGGGAGUUGUGGACAGUCAAGCGACCCUACAAGGCAGGUUGACAGAGGGGUCGAGGGCGAGCCGGUUGGCGGGGAUGAGAGCAAACCAGUUGACGGGGAAUCGGCUGGCAGCCCAAAAGGCAAUGGAUGCUACAGCGGAUUCCGUGAAUGGAGCCACCCCACGACCACUUCGACAGUCGAUCGGUGGACCGGGAUUAUCUGCACCUUCGACUCCAAGUCGCGCUGUCAGCAUGUCGGCGGCGCGGAUGAAGAGCCGGCAGAGCAUUGGAGGUGCCUCUUCUACCCCUAAACCAGCGCUCAAAAGUGGUAGAAUGUCGGUGUCUGGGAGGCAGUCGGUGGUACACGAUUCGAUGCCACCUCCGCCAUCUCCAAGCAAGUACGGUGCACUGAGCCGCUCGAACACGUCGACCGAGGUGGCUGAGGCCAAUCAACGUGCCGAGCAGCAGCAGAUGAUUAACGUCGAACUCUUGAACAAGAUUGACGAAUUGCAGAAAGAAGUCGCCGCUGCUCAGGCUGAGCCGAAGGGGGGUGAUUGGAUCAAGAUCAAGAAGGAACAGGAACAGCGGAUCAACGAUCUGACGGUGGCACAGGAGUUCACGUCGCGGGAAGCUUCUGCCGCCGCGAUCAAGGCCGAAGAAUUGGAAUCCCAAGUCAGCGACACCCAAAGACGACUCGACGCAUCUCUUGAAGAUCUAGAAAGGCUUAAGAGUAAGCUCGCUACAGCCGAGACCUCUGCCGAGCGUUCCAAGAAGGAGUUGCAGGUGCAGAAGGAGAGGUCGGAAGAGGAAUACGAGUUGGGGAUGAAGACGAAACGUCAAGAAGUGAAGGAAGCGGAGGCGCAUGCAGAAGAGAUCCAGAAGCGCUUGGAUAAUGAGCUUUUGAUGAAGCAAGAGAUGAUCGAGACGGCUCAGCAACUCCAAAUGGUAUACGAAAAGAAGCUCGGAGACGCGCAACACAAGCAGUUCCAGCAAGAUACCCUGAUUCGAGACUUGGAAGACAAAGUCGCCGAUGCUUUGCGCAAGCAAAACGCACCUGCACCAUCCCCCUCGGAAGUCGCUCGCGAGGCAGAGACCGCUGCCGAGAUUGAGAACGAGAACCUCAAGGCUCAGGUCGAGCAUCAGCAGAAGAAGAUUGCUAGUCUUGAGGACCAGAUCGAAGAACAGCAGGUCCAAAUUGAGAAGGAAACUGAGAUCGCGCUCAAGAACAACGAGAAGUACCUCGCCAACGAACGAAAGCACAAAGACGAUGUUUCGCAAUUGCGCAGCGACAUGGCCGCACUUCGAGAACAGUUGACAAAGAGUAAAGACCGUGUAGCGGAUCUUGAACAUGCGCUCAAAGACCAUGCCAAGACUCUGGCAGGAGCUCAAGCGGAGAUUGAGAACAACCGUCUCGACCUAGCGGAACUCGAGAAUAUGCGAAUGGCGCAGGGCUUGCUCAACUCAGCACAGAAAGAGCGCGAUGCCUUGAAGGAGGAGAUGAUUCAACUCAAGGCUAGGGUGAAAGAGUCCGAGGCUAGCUCGAGUAACGAAGCGCGUAUGGCAGAGCUACAACAAAAGCACAGCCAGCUUGAAGCCAAGCACCAGGAUCUCGAGACCGCUUACCAAGAUCUGCAGACCAAGCAUCAGCUAGCCUUGCCUUCCGCUGCAGUCAACGGUCAACGUGCUGGUUCCGCCGAUUCGGACUCCGCCCGAAAGCCGAGACUCUCUGCUGGAGCAAGUGAUCUCGAGAAGCAAGUGAUCGGGCUGCGACAGAUGAUCGAUGACCUGCAGAAUGAGAAUGGUGAACUAUACCAGACGAUCCAAGAUCUCAGUGCGCAGAUCAAGACAUCCGAUGAUGACAACAAAGAUCUGGCCAUUGCCAACAAGCAGAUCCAAGCGGAACUCGAGGCCUUGCAAGCCGCCAUCGAGAGCAGGUUGGAUCCUAUGGAGAAAGCUAGCGAGAAAGGAAGCAGUGUGGCGGGCGAUGAUGCAGGAGAGGGUGCUGCCCAGGAUAUUGCUCAGCUCAAGAGGCAGAUCAGCAAAUUGGAAGAAGAACGCCACACUUUGCAAGCUGGCAAAGCCAAGGUGGUUGCCGACCUCACCCGCGAGAUCGAAGAGCUGGAGACCCUGGUCGAGACCAAGAUGUGGCGCGAAGAAGAUCUCGAAGCGCAAGUGGCCGCACUUGAACGACAGAUCAAGAAUGACAAGGCCGCUACUGCUGCUUCGGGUCGCCGGGCCAACGCCGCCGUAUGCGCCCUGUGCGACGGUCCUCAUGACAUCGAAGACUGCCAGAAAUUCCGGGGCGACACGUCCAUGACCGAUGGUGAAAGUUCGCCCGGUCCCUCCCAGAACGGAGACUCGCCGCUGUUCUCCAAGUCCACCAACGUCUUGCAACUGGGCAAAUCCAACCUGGCUCGUGAGCAGGUCUUCUGUGACAAUUGCGUUACUUCAUCGCACCGCACCCAAGAUUGUCCCGUAGUCGACGACGACGAGACCUUUUAAGAACGUCAAAUGCUCGGAAAGCCAGCUGGAGAAGCGCAAGAAUUUAAACGAACGCUGGAUCAAGUCUUUGUACCAUCAUCCUUAAUCUUGUAGAGACGCCCAGCAAUGACAAUGACCCCGAUGUAAAAAAAGAAUACGAUCGUCGAGCGUCUUCAGCGGACUGAAUAAUAUUCUUGGGAGCUACGAAGAAUAAUAUUCACGGGAGCUACGAGA